GCUUCGCAGAGCAGUCGCAGUUAGCACAAGACAACAAGCGCCCACACACGAAGACGGUGGCCAGCACCGCUUUUCGGAAUACUCUUUGUAUAUCUAAACACGGAAACCGGAAUAAUCGAAAGCCUGAAUCAUGGUGGAACCCCAAAGAGAAAUUCACCUCUUCAAUGGUAAAGGCAGACGGGCAUCAUCAGAUUCAUUGUGAUUGGAAUUUUUGUGAGGCAAGCCGUGUCUGUUAGGUGUGGCAGACAGCGCCACCCAGGUGUACGGAGUGGAACUGCAACCAACGGACAGACCGCACGUCAGAGGACAUACUGCUGCUCCAGACCGACCGACGACAACGGGUUUCCACACGGGAACAAGCUCUCUCCGCCGGGAGAGGAGACGGGAGAAGCGGGAAGCUCACAGGAGCAGGAAGGUGUAGGCGUUCCUCCAUCUUUCUUUUUUUGACGGAGAGAAGGGAGCGAGGGGCGUGCGAAGAUGUCGUCCGGCCGGACCCAGAACCCCCACGGGCUGAAGCAGAUCGGACUGGACCAGAUCUGGGAUGACCUGCGCUCGGGCAUCCAGCAGGUGUACACCAGGCAGAGCAUGGCCAAGGCCCGCUACAUGGAACUCUACACACAUGUCUACAACUACUGUACCAGCGUGCACCAGUCGAACCAGGGCAGGGGGUCGGCCCCCCCCACCAAGCCCUCAAAAAAGACCACCACCCCCGGGGGGGCCCAGUUCGUGGGCCUGGAGCUCUACAAGAGGCUCAAGGAGUUCCUCAAGAACUACCUGACCAGCCUGCUCAAGGACGGGGAGGACCUGAUGGACGAGGGCGUGCUCAAGUUCUACACGCAGCAGUGGGAGGACUACCGCUUCUCCAGCAAGGUGCUGAACGGCAUCUGCGCCUACCUCAACCGCCACUGGGUCCGCCGGGAGUGUGACGAGGGCCGCAAGGGCAUCUACGAGAUCUACUCGUUGGCGUUGGUAACCUGGAGGGAGUGCCUGUUCAGACCUCUCAACAAACAGGUAACAAACGCGGUGCUGAAGCUGAUCGAGAGGGAGCGGAACGGGGAGACCAUCAACACCCGGCUCAUCAGCGGCGUGGUCCAGUCCUACGUGGAGCUGGGUCUGAACGAGGAGGACGUGUUCGCCAAGGGCCCCACGCUGUCGGUGUACAAGGAGUACUUUGAGUGCCAGUUCCUCACGGACACGGAGCGCUUCUACACGCGGGAGAGCACAGAGUUCCUCCAGCAGAACCCCGUCACGGAGUACAUGAAGAAGGCGGAGGCCCGCCUCCUCGAGGAGCAGCGACGGGUGCAGGUGUACCUCCACGAGUCCACGCAGGACGAGCUCGCCCGCAAGUGUGAGCAGGUCCUCAUCGAGAAGCACCUGGAGAUCUUCCACACGGAGUUCCAGAACCUGCUGGACGCCGACAAGAACGAAGACCUGGGACGGAUGUACAACCUGGUGUCCCGGAUCACAGACGGCCUGGGGGAGCUGAAGAAGCUCCUGGAGACCCACAUCCACAACCAAGGCCUGGCCGCCAUCGAGAAGUGUGGCGAGGCCGCUCUGAACGACCCCAAGGUGUACGUACAGACCACCCUGGACGUCCACAAGAAGUACAACGCCCUGGUCAUGUCCGCCUUCAACAACGACGCCGGCUUCGUGGCGGCGCUGGACAAGGCCUGCGGUCGCUUCAUCAACAACAACGCCGUCACCAAGAUGGCCCAGUCGUCCAGCAAGUCCCCCGAACUGUUGGCCAGGUACUGCGACUCUCUGCUGAAGAAGAGCUCCAAGAACCCUGAAGAAGCAGAGCUAGAGGACACCCUCAACCAAGUGAUGGUUGUGUUCAAGUACAUCGAGGAUAAGGACGUGUUCCAGAAGUUCUACGCCAAGAUGCUGGCCAAGCGGCUGGUUCACCAGAACAGCGCCAGCGACGACGCCGAAGCCAGCAUGAUCUCCAAGCUCAAGCAAGCGUGCGGGUUUGAAUACACGUCCAAGCUGCAGCGCAUGUUCCAGGACAUCGGCGUCAGCAAGGACCUCAACGAGCAGUUCAAGAAGCACCUGAGCAACUCUGAACCCCUGGACCUGGACUUCAGCAUCCAGGUGCUGAGCUCUGGUUCCUGGCCGUUCCAACAGUCCUGCACCUUCGCUCUCCCCUCAGAGCUGGAGCGUAGCUAUCAGCGCUUCACAGCCUUCUACGCCAGCAGACACAGCGGCAGGAAGCUGACGUGGCUCUACCAGCUGUCCAAAGGAGAGCUGGUCACCAACUGCUUCAAGAACAGGUACACCCUGCAGGCGUCCACCUUCCAGAUGUCCAUCCUGCUGCAGUACAACACAGAGGACAUCUACACGGUGCAGCAGCUCACCGACAGCACCCAGAUCAAAACAGAUGUCCUGUUUCAGGUCCUGCAGAUCUUGUUGAAGUCCAAACUACUGGUGCUGGAGGACGAGACGGCCAACGUGGACGACAUGGAGUUCAAGCCCGAGGUUCUGAUUAAGCUCUUCCUGGGAUACAAGAAUAAGAAGCUGCGGGUGAACAUCAACGUGCCCAUGAAGACGGAGCAGAAGCAGGAGCAGGAGACCACCCACAAGAACAUCGAGGAGGACCGCAAGCUCCUCAUUCAGGCUGCCAUAGUGAGGAUCAUGAAGAUGAGGAAGGUCCUGAAGCACCAGCAGCUCCUGGCCGAGGUCCUGAACCAGCUGUCGUCCCGCUUCAAGCCCAGAGUCCCCGUCAUCAAGAAGUGCAUCGACAUCCUGAUCGAGAAGGAGUACCUGGAGCGGGUGGACGGGGAGAAGGACACCUACAGCUACCUGGCCUAGCCCCGCCCCCUCCUUCACCUUUCAUUAGUUCUUUCUUUUAUCUCAGUGUCGAAGUAACAUAAGUGUGAGGCGCGGCCGGCCCAGCUGGUCUUCGCCACAGCAACGAGAAGCACUCAGCCACCCCCCCCUGCCCCCCCCCCCCUCCCCUCAGGUGUUGUGGGCACCUGGGGGCGUCAGACAAAACCCCACCAACCAAUGGCGUCUGAUCCCGCCUCCCGGCGACCCCAAGGACAAACCGCUAUUGCCCCCCACUACACACACAUGCACACAUCCCCUGUAUGUUUUCAUGGUGUAAAUAUGAACGAGAACUCUGGAAGAGACGAGUUGAUGUUUGGCCAGUCGUGGGAGGAGCAUGGAGCAGGGGCCAUCUGCAUGCCACCGCCCACCGUCGGAAGCCCCGCCUCCACCAGUUCCUAUAAUUUAUGUUCCUGUCUUAAUGGCAAACGGCGGCCGGGGUGACGGAGGGGCGAGGGCAGUGAGAGCCCGACUGGCAUAAACAUUCACACCCCCACCCCCUCCAGGACCAGCCGGAUUUGAACCGGGGGGGGGGGGAUGCUUGGAUUGGUUUUUGUUUUUCGGUCGGCUGGAACACCCUGUGCGGCAGGUGGACAUUUGUAUAGUGUUUCAUUUUCUAAGUGUGUGAUGAAUAAAAAGUUAAGAUUUCUCUAACAAAUGGUC
Messenger RNA from Gadus morhua (Atlantic cod), 3486 nucleotides. RefSeq names its product cullin-1. Bases 478 to 2808 code for a protein of 776 amino acids. The record is from RefSeq and is a predicted model, not a curated record. Gene Ontology annotation, molecular function: ubiquitin protein ligase binding. Gene Ontology annotation, biological process: ubiquitin-dependent protein catabolic process. Gene Ontology annotation, cellular component: cullin-RING ubiquitin ligase complex. Lineage: Eukaryota; Metazoa; Chordata; Actinopteri; Gadiformes; Gadidae. The transcript is spliced from 23 exons.